UGAUGGUACUGGACAGAUAUGGUUACGUAAUGUCAGAUGUACUGGAAAUGAAGACAAUUUGGUCAGUUGUUCUCACUCUGGAUGGGGAAAUCAAUUUUAUUGCAGGCAUUAUCACGACGCAGGAGUAGAAUGUUCUUUAACAGGUAAAUAUUAUUAUAAUAUUGUUUUUAACUGCUCGAAUGAAAUGUGGAUACUCAAGAGCCGCCUGCAUACUAGUAAGUAGAUCAUUAUCUUUUAAACGUUGUUAUAAUUAGUAUAUUACUUUCAGUAUUGAAAAAUGGCCUUUGAGAAUUCUUGUUUGCUCCCUCAGCAGUACCUCUGAGGCACUAUUUACUGCUUAGACUGCUCUAAGUCUAAGCGUGCAGUAACUCAGUACGAUUGCUUUUCCCAAACAAAUUGCUGAAAAUCGGACGUAAAGGAAGUGAACAUUACAUUCAUAAAAUAAACACGUGUAUUAGUUGCUAAUUGUUAAAUAGUAUACAUUCGGAUAAUAAAACAUAGGCAGCCAAGUUGAUAACAAAAUUUAGGAUAUUAGUAAAUAUUAAUACAGUAUUCAAAAAUCUAUUUGCGACAACGUGAUACCCAUGCACUGUUUUCAUUUUAUUACAAGGGAAAUAGUGGAACAAUUUUUUGCUAAUUUAAUUAGUCGAUUUAUUUUACAGUUAAAAUACCGAUAUUUAAUUUUUUAUUUAAUAUUUUCUUAUAUUCGGGGUGGUAUUUCGACUAAUUAAUAUAUGCUAUAGUAAUUUCGUUUUGUCCCUCAAUCAGGGCAAAACCAUACUUGUAUGAUUUCACCGGCAUAAGUUGCUAGAAAUUGUGUUUCAGAAAUCGCCGCACUACACCAGUGUUUAUAACAGAACCAUCGUCCAAGAAAGAUAGAGUAGAAUACAGUGGUCUUUGCAAUUUUCGAAAUGAAUGUUUAGAGACUUGUUUCUGCGUAUUAUUAUUCAAUAUAGAUGUGGAUGAAUGUGCCCGAGGAUUGGACAACUGUAAUAGUAAUUCUCAAUGUAUUAACACUGAUGGGAGUUUUUUGUGCAGAUGUAACCAUGGUUAUACCGGAUAUGGCGCGUACUGUUAUGGUGAGUACUGAGUAGUACCUUGGAAAUGGAAGAACACAAGCUAAAUUUUGACAAAUCUUGUGUCCUUAGAUAAGUUCACUUGGAGAAUAAUGUAGAAAAUGUACAGAUUAUGUGAACUCUUUGAAGAGAUGAGGCAUGCUAGAAAUCACCAUAUGUAGAGCAGCAACACAACUGUUGCAAUUUGGUCAAAAAAGUAAAUUAAACAUCAAAACAUCGGACAUAUGUUCCUUGAACAUUUAAUUUUCGACUAGUAACGUUCUUUCAAAGGGUUUGAACAAAUUUAUGAUUUUUUCUAUUUUUACAUUGUUGAGAGCCACCUUAAUUCAAAGCCAGUAUAAUUCCUAACAAGAGAAGAAGAGAACAAGAUAACUGAGAAGAGAACAAAGAUAACUGAGCAUGCAUGAAUUAGAGUUAUUCAAAUAAUUGUAUGUAAGAGUUAUUCUAAAACCUUUAGCAAACCGAAAAAUAUGCGUGUGAAAACUUGCGAUAAGACCUUCCAUUCGGUUACUACUAAAAAACCAUCCGCGAAUGUUUUUUUUUUAUCUAUCCCUAGACAUCAACGAAUGUGUUCUACCGAUUAACAACUGUCAUUCCAAUGCUUCUUGCACCAAUAUUGGUGGAUCAUUUUUCUGCACUUGUGACAGUGGAUAUACCGGAAAUGGAACCUUUUGCAAAGGUAAAUAAACAAUACCCAUCUAUAACGUCAAUUCGAUCAGAAUGAUUGAGCAGAGAAGAAUAAUUAUAUCGUUGUAAAACAUUAAUGCUAUUUAUUUGUUAUAAAUCUCCAGAAAUAGAUGAAUGUUCUCUAUCUCUUGACGACUGCCACCCAAAUUCAAACUGUACAAAUAUUGAUGGAUCUUUUCUGUGUACUUGUGAUAGUAGAUUUGAAGGAAACGAAACUCUUUGUGAAGGUAAACGAAAACGUGUUAAGGUAGAAAUCGGAUCGGAUUAGAUAGUAGCGAAGUUGAUGCAUGGAUAAUUUAAAUCCGAAUGCCGAUCCAAAAUGUUUCAAUCUUAAUACCAGUUCUAUUCAAUUUUUACAAUCAAUUUGAUGUUUUGAUUUUUAAUCUUUUUAUUCGCGAUAAGUUUGUUAUGCGAUGCAACACAGCAUUUAUUUCUAGAAACAUUGCAUUAUCAUGAGGGCAAUUGGGUUCAGAUGAAAACUGAGACAACAAAUAGAUUACAUACAAAAAUGUUCCUAAAAGUUAGAGACCAAUUAUAUAUAAAGACCAAUUAUACCCCAAUUAGCUCUAAUUUAUAUAUUACAACAUAUAAAAAUAAAAUUAAAGCUUGUUAAGGAGAGAACACGUGGUUACCUUCAAACCAUUUUAAAGUACGUUGGCAUCCCCCCUGCCCCCAUGAUCAAUGUUGGAAAAAGUGGGUUGAAUUUUCUCUUUUAGUCGUUCACACAACAUUGAAUUGUGGGUCAGGAGGACAUGUAUGCGGAUGUCUCAAUAAUUUUUGCUUCUGAUUGCAGAUUACUGACUGUAAUGCUGUCUAUAACACACGCGUGUGACACCAUGAGUAUUCAAAAUGGCGGGUCGACCGGGUAAAACCAUAGAGCGCUAUCACGCUAUUUUCGGAAGAAUUAACUUGGGCCGGUUGUAUAAAAACGUAGUUAGUGUUAGCUGCAAUUAAAAUGUAGUCAAAUAGUAGUUAACUUUAAUCACGUAGUUAGCCGAUUGUAUAAACGUGCAGUUAGCAUAGUUAAAGUUAACUAUGCUUUAGAGUAUUAAUAGUUAACGGUCCUAAAAGUUAAAAAUGGCGCUUGUAUAGUCAACAACAUUUUUAAGUUAAACAAUAAUGACAAGCAACGCUUGUCAUUAUUGUUUUACAUUGGAUUUUCAAUCUAUAUCUUCCCUGUGAAUGUUUUCUGAAAAUACAUUUCGAAUUAAUGUACCGUAAUUUGUUAAGUUUUUCGGUAAUAUUUUUCUAAAUUUAGAUUUUUAAAAUAUAAAUUGUAAUAUCUUAAUAUUGGUUUUCAAAAUUAAAAUCUAUAUUCUUUAUCUUUUCCAAUGUUUAGGGGUCCAUGAUGGCAAGGGGCCCGCAAUAAGUUGUCGUCAGCUCGUCCCUAGCCAGCCUGUCUCUGGUUAUAUCGCAGUUUGAAAAUGAGAUAUUUUUCCUAUAAUAUUCUAUAUAAUAGCAAAAACAGCCCAUUUUCAAACCGCGACAACUCUUCGGCUUUACUAGGAAUUACGUUUUAAGAUAUCAUUAAAAAGGAAAAACAUUCUUAAAUUCACUUAUGUGAUUUUAUUUUUGUUUCCUUGUAAAAAAGUACAAUUUCACUACGGAAUAUUUCAAUGCUACUUUUAAGGUCAUGUUCACUGAGUCUAAAACAUGCAUAAAAACAAUGGGAAUUUAACAUAAGUAAGAUGCGAUAUAUAUACAAAAUUAUUCAAAAAUUCUUUUGUUAAAUUACUAAACAAAAAAGUUGUCAAAACAUACUUUUGAGAAAACGAGAUCUAAACAGCAAAAAUUGAAAAUAGUUUCAACAGUUUUUGUAUCUGCGCAGCAGAUAUACUAUGAUGUCGAGUUUGCUUUAUCGGUUAGCUUGCAGUCAAUCAGUGCACAGUAUUUUAGCUUGUGACCGUCCGUGGCCAAUCAGUGCACUGUACGGAAAUGGCUAUUCAGUGUACAACAUAUAGAUCAGUGAGAAAACUGUAGAAUCGCAACGGCCUAUUCGCAGGCUAAAUUCAACAUGGCGACACGGUUUCAACCGGACUACUGGUUUCACGGUUUCAACCGGACUACCUUCCGGAGCAACAGAAAGUGUUUUGAGGCGUUUGAGACUUUUGAAAUAUUUUGAGACUUUGCGCCAAUAUAUAUUAUAGGGAAAGUUUUAUCUUGGAAGUGACAAAAUGGUGAUGAUUAAAAUAUUUUCUUUGGGCGAGUAUCAUCAUUAUUAGUGUAAUCAAUUUCGGGAUUCUAAUCUAACUGUACCACUAAUAAUAAGUUGACUGCUACUACCCUGUAUCUUGAUUGUAUGGAUGAUAAAGAAGAUUGUCAAGUUAGUAGUGUGACUUCCCAGUUUAUGUAUCAGCAAUGACGUCACAACAUAGUUGACCUAAGGAAACCUUCGUUACUGUUGUGGUAAUAUUCCUGCAGUGGAAUUUAUACGAAAUGGAAUUUUUACUACGAAAACCAGACCUCAUUAUAUUUUAUUCAAUAUACUAGAAAUAGAAUCUAACAUUAUUAAACGUUUAUUUUCAAUUGAAAACUUUGUUCUACUGUAUAUAAUAUAUGCUACUGAUACUUAUUUUAAAAUAUUGUAUUUUGUGCAAGUAUAGUAUAAUUGUUUGCAAUUUUUUAUAUCCUGACGGUAUAAUUAUCCGUUAUGAUCAUAAUGACAUUUUAAAAUUAGUAUGUUAAAUUUCUUCUCCGCUGUUUACAGCCCUGGUAGAUGUGUAUCAUGCUUGAUCUUAAUAUCUAAUUUUCUAUGAUAUAAUAAGUGAUAAUAUAUUCCAAUUGUUCAUUCCAGCUUCAUUAAUCAGUUCCUUUCAAGAAAAUACCAAAUGCAUGUGACUCCAGUUUUGCGCAGAUACAUGUACGCCUACUGUACCUAUUUCUAAUCGAACGUUUCGCGCCUUUUUUUCGUCUUUGCUUAUUCUUGCCCGUUUGAAUUGCAAAUUGUACUAGUUAUAACAAAUAUUCAUCCACAACCCGCACCAGCUUGUUCUUUCCCAAAAUAAUGCGAUCGAACGGGAUCAGAAGUUGUAGGACGACGCAACACGCAAAAAAACAUGGUUUUUCCUUUGUUGCGCUACGAUUUUGCCAGGCUGAGCCGCCAUCUUAGAUUUCAAGAAUUUUACACACCUAGUGAGCCGAGUCAGCAAUCUAGUUUUUCUAUAUCUAUGGGUAAAUGUCUACCAAAAUAAUGGGAGUAAGCGCGGACCGGAAAAGAAAUUUAAAACGUUUGCUUUAAGAAACGCCAGAACUGCUAGAUGCAUGGUAUGUAAUUUCAUGCACCGCUUUUUGCUUGUAUCAAGACGAAGUUAAUACAGUGACUUUAAACACUCGUAAUUUCCUUUAAACCUUUUGCCAGAGAUUCUUGAAGACAAUACUAUUUCCAAUCUUUUGAUUUCAAGCAGUAAAUACACCCAGACGUUCGAUCGCUAUGUUGAUUAUAAUUGUUAUCGAUAACAAAAAAGAUUUUAAUAUCAAUUGGUAAAUUUUGAAACGCGCUAUUUCUUACACGAAAUAAGUAAGGAAGAUCAAAACGAUGUAAUUGAUGUUUAGAGGAAAAAUUUUGUAUUUUGGAGGAAGAAAACAAAGACUGUAUACACAAUAAAAGAAUGGAAAUUAUAUCUACGUGCAGACAUAGGAAGAAAUUUCACGUAAACAACGCAAACAAUACCUAGUAAUCCACACACUCCCACAUUUCGUUUAGGAAUUUUCGCGUAAACAACGCAAACAAUAGAUUGAAUGCAUGCUUUGUUAAUCCACCCACUCCCACGUUUCGGCAAAACACAUAUUAGCAGCCCCCUGUUUUUGAAACUUUCCAUACCGCCUGAUGAUUCUUUGCGGAUGAAACAGACUGUUGCGGAAUUAUAUAUAUAUAUAUAUAUAUAUAUAUAUAUAUAUAUAUAUAUAUAUAUAUAUAUAUAUAUAUAUAUAUAUAUAUAUAUAUAUAUAUAUAUUAUAAGUCCACCUAUUAUCAUUAAUAAAACAGUACAUAAAUUACAUGCGUAACGUGCUAUGGAUAAUAAGUCAUGCAAAAAAUGACAUUGUUAAAAAUCUACUAAAACAAUCAUUAGGUAGCCUAACAAUUAAGUAAGAAUUAAGUAAUCUAAAUGUUAAGAAUACGGCCCACACAACAGUUCAUAAUCUUGUCCGUAUAUUUUCGAAUUUCAAAGGCUUCGAAAAUUUUUCGUUCAUGUUCGUAUCUGAUAUUUUUGUAAACAAUAAUGAAAUUAAUAAAGUCAAAGAAGUGUGUUUUUGUGGUGUAAUGUUAGAUGAGAACUUAUCAUGGAAAGCACAUAUAUCUCCUGUUGCUCAUAAAAUUUCUAAAUCUACUGGAAUUAUAAAUAGGCCUAGAUCAAGUUUUUAUCUCUUCAAAAAAGCUUUGCGAAUACUCUACGUAGCCUACUUUUGCUCUGGUAUAUCCAUAUCUUCAAUAUUAAUUGUAUUACGAUAUGGAGAUCGAUGUACUCAACUAAUCUUAAUAAUCGCAUUGUUGCUCUACAAAAACGUGCGUUACGAAUCAUUGAUAAACAGGACUUCGGUGUGGAUACCAGUCCUAUAUUUGAUGAACUUAAAAUAUUGAAAUUUGAAGAUACCUAUUCAUUUAACCUCGGAAAGUUUAUUUAUCAAUAGGCUACAAACAUAAAUUGCUUCCUGAUUGUUUCGAAUGUCUACUUUUAACUGUAAAUCAAAUUCACAAUUAAUAUACCCGUAAAUUCAAUACGUUGAAUCCCGAUAUACGUAAUUCAUCAUCUAUUUUUAGUUUUCAAUCUAAGUUAAGAUUCAAAUCUCUGUCUUUGCCCUAUAGUAGCCUAUCAUGCACAUGUUUUAUUUAAUCUAGCUGAAAUCAUUGAGGUAGCCCAUGCAAAGUAUACAAGCCUGAUGGUUUCUAUUUGGACUUCCUCACCACAAUUAUUUUUGUAUAUGUAUGGUUUUUUUGGUAUUUGUAAUUAUUUGUCGUAAAUCAAAUCAAAUAAAAUUAUUAUUAUUUAAAAAAACCCUAAUCUUGUACCAGGGGAGUAUCUAGGAUUUUUCAAACAUAAGUCGAACGCCAAAGACGUGAGACAUGGCAGGGGUUUUGGGCGCAUGCUCCCCCCAGAAAAUUUUGAAAUCUAAAGUCUCUGAAAUGCAAUUUCAAGCGUUUUGGCGUUUUUUGCAGAAUUCCAAAGAUUAUAAAGUACAUCAAGCACAUGCUUUUUUUAUGAUCUCACAAACGUGCCUUCUCUCCGUCCUUGGAAUUAGAUUUACUAACGGAGGGUCAUAUUACAAAACACAUCAUGUAAUUCAACUUUCAAUAGCCUUUAAGUUUGGCUUAGUGAAAUUCUUCGCAAAUUGAACUGAUAUGAUACCAAUGACUGAUCUAAUAUAACUCGCUGUUUGUGAAUCAAAAUUCUCAAGCAAAAUAAAGAGUAAUAUUUCAAAAAUUUUUAUUCAAUGAAUUACAAUAAGCUAUAAAAUUAAUAUCACUUGUAUCACUUGUAUAGGCCUAUUAAAGCAGUCCAAAAAAAUGAACCAAUAGGAAUUGUCAAUAAUUUCAAAUUGACAAAUCAAAAUGAACGAAAUGGACUGAUAAAAACUCCCUUAAAGUGCAAAUCAGUCGGACCACCCCAUAAAAACUCCCUUAAGUUGCAAAUCAGUCCGACCACCCCACAAUAUUUUCAAAUUGUCCAAUCAAAGGAAAGAAAUGGACUGAUAAAGACUCCCUUAAAGUGCAAAUCAGUCCGGCCACCCCACAGAUCAGUCGAGAUAAGUCCAAAUGACCUCUCGACCAAUCAAAUGAGCAUAACGACACCCGAUUCUGCGAGAUUCUUGCGUUUUACCACUGCUCUAGAUAAAGGCAUAUAUUUAUUCAAAACUGAGCUCGGAAAGACGUAUACUGGACUAUAAUAUGAAUUUCGUAUUAUACAGGGUGUAUAAAAAAAAGUAUAUACAGGGUGUAUCAAGAUAAUUUUGAAAUUGCUCACAAUUCCACAAUUCUGUUCAUGAAAUGUAAUUUUUGCUAUAUAUGGAUUGCUUGAGUUCUUAAAUUAUGGAAAAUAUAAAAAAUUUUGAAAAUAGUAAAUUUUGCUAUCUAGGAGGGUGGUCAACUUUUGCUCCCCUAAAAGUGGCUUGCGCACGGAAAUGACAAACGGUAUUCUUUAUUUGAGUUCAUGUAUGAAAAGUUCGCUAUUUGUUGCAUUUAUUAUAAAAUUUCGGCAGGAUUUUACCGAGUACAAAUCCUCCGAAAAGCCUAUGAAAACGUUACACUCAAAUAAAGAAUAGGAGAGCAAAAGUUGACCACCCCCCUGGAUAGCAAAAUUUACUAUUUUCAAAUUUUUUUAUAUUUUCCAUAAUUUAAGAACUCAAGCAAUCCAUACAUAUAAAAAAUUAAAUUUCAUGAACAGAAUUGUGGAAUUGAGAGCAAUUUCAAAAUUGUCUUACUUUUACUGAUACAUCCUGUAUUCGGGAAUUAAUUAUUCAAAUUUCGAAAUAAUAAAUCAAUUAUUUCUUUGCAAAUAAUACGUCAGUCACGCGACUGAUUGGACUUGGAUCCGCACCUGUUCUAUACUUUUGCCUGAAGAAAUUACUACCAACACUAAGCACAUCGUAUUGUGCAAUCGUAAUUGAAUAGUAUCGGAAAGGAAACAAUUUAACUGCAAAGGCCCUGGAAAAUUCCGAGUGAAGCAACAAAUUUAAACAGCAACCAUAAAAGUUGCGCAUUCGCAUUGAAAAAUGCAUAAAAAUAGCAAAGCGCAUCACAAAAUGCCCGUUGUAUACAACAGUUUCGAUAACAUCCAAAUGACCUGAUUGGCAUGCUUCCAAUUCGAAACUCUCUACCAAAAUGUAGUGCUGUAAAAAUUAACAGAACAAAAUGUGCACAUGCAAAGAGCUAACAAAAGGUUUAUAUCGUGUUCUAUCUAGGUGUAUACUCAUUAGCUCUAAUUUAAUAAUUGAAAUCGUAUAAUUUUAUGCUGCUGUGUACUAUAUUUAUGUCAUUUCAGUCGAGAUGUCCGUCAUUUGCUUAGGUAGUUUUUAAUUGUUACAGAAAAAUCGAUAGCCGUCCGUUUGAUAGGACCAUCAAGUUCCAAUGGUACUGGUCGUGUGGAAGUAUUCUACAAUGGAGAAUGGGGAACAAUCUGUGAUGAUUAUAAUUGGAAUAUAAAUGAUGCUAGAGUUGUGUGUCGUCAAGUACUUGGUUUACCAUACGCUGUCAGAGCUCUUCGAAGGCACCAAGUUCCUGAUGGAACUGGGAAAAUAUGGUUAGCCAAUGUAAGAUGUACUGGAAAUGAGCAAAGUCUAAUCAAUUGUUCUCAUAACGGAUGGGGAAAUCAUAAAUAUUGUGGGCAUUAUAACGACGCAGGAGUACAAUGUUCUUCAGGUAAAAUCACUAAAAUGAUAAUAUUAUAUAUCACUAAUAUUGAUUCCACUUAGUAAUGUGGCGCAGAUGAGUUACAUAUCUUACGGUGACAAUGGAUGUAUUUUAUUAAAUUUGAUGGCAUAAUAGAAAGUUAUUAUACUGUAGUGUACAAAUAAUGAAAGUUUAAACACUGAAUUCAGAAAGUUGUAUGUAUAUGCUGAACAUGUAUAGAAUGUAUGUAUAAGCUGAACAUUAUAUAUGUUUGUUUGGGCCCAGCGCUUUUGGGGCCCCGCGCUUUUGGAGGUCUCAUGCUUUUGGGAACCUCGCACUUACUGUAUUCUUUCGAAUUUUUUUUCUUGUUAAAGCGCGGGGCCCGUAGCCUGCGCCGUUUCUGACCGGACGGUUAAUCCAGCACUGCCUGGUACCCAACUACAACAUACACGAAUUCUGCAUUGGAGAAUAAGCUUAUCAAUCUGAUAUUCAUUACCCGUCUUUUUGCCUGUUCUUUGGGUUAAUUGCAUGGCAUUAAAUGUUCACAGGUGUUUCUGUCAGGUUACGAGGACCAUCAAGUUCUAAUGGUACUGGACGUGUGGAAGUGUUAUACAAUGGACGAUGGGGAACAAUUUGUCAUUAUAGUUGGGAUAUAUAUGAUGCUAGGGUUGUGUGUCGUCAACUUGGUUAUCCAUAUGCUGCUAGAGCUCUUAAAGGGUACCAAGUUCCUGAUGGUGCUGGACAGAUAUGGUUAAAUUCUGUCAGAUGUACUGGAAAUGAAGAAAAUUUAAUAAGUUGUUCGCAUAGCGGAUGGGGAAAUGCAUAUUGCCGGCAUUAUCAGGACGCAGGAGUAGAAUGUUCGGCCACAGGUAAAAUUAAUUGUAAACCAUAUAACAACUGACCUCACUAGACAGCUAAAACACAGUUCAAAAAUACAUCUUUUACACUACCAAGGGAGACUGGUAAUGUUAAUAGCGAUUCAGAGGACCAGGAUAACCAAAAAUCUCUCUAAUCUAAACAGUCUCUUGUUAAAAUUUCCGACUGGACCAACGUUUACUAAAGAAUCAUUUGUAUGCAAAGAAAAACGACCAAAAUAAUUUUUUUUCUGUGUUGGUGUAAUGUACUCAGGUGAAUAUGAUGCUUGUGAUGUUACUCUGAGUGUAUAUCCACACCGGGCAAGCUUGAAAAAAUAUGCCUGACCACGGUGUGAAUCGAACCUACGACCUUUGGAAUACUAGCCCAAUGCUCUGUCAACUGAGCUACGUGGUCAAGUUGGUUCGAGUAUGUGAUAUUUCGGAACAGAAUCUAGUUCCUUCGAUAUCAAUGUAAUCGGGCUAGUAUUCCAAUCGAUAUUAAUGUAAUUGGGCUAGUAUUCCAAAGGUCGUAGGUUCGAUUCCCACAGCGCGGUCAGGUAUAUUUUUCAAGCAUCAGAGUAACAUCACAAGCAUCAUAUUCACCUGAGUACAUUACACCAACACAGAAAAAUCAUGAUUAUUAGAUUACAUUGAUAUCGAAGGAACUAUAGAUUCUGUUCCGAAAUAUCACAUACUCGAACCGACCUGACCGCGUAGCUCAGUUGGCAGGGCAUUGGGCUAGUAUUCCAAAGGUCGUAGGUUCGAUUCCUACCGUGGCCAGGCAUAUUUUUCAAGCUUGCCCGGUGUGGAUAUACACUCAGAGUAACUUCGCAAGCAUCAAAAUAAUUUCUGUAAUUUUCAAACACGUUCCAAUAAAAUGUUUACAGACCUUUUUCUGUGUCUGAUUGCUCAAUAUAGAUGUGGAUGAAUGCGCCCGAGGAUUAGACAACUGUGGUAGUAAUUCUCAAUGUAUUAACACUGAUGGGAGUUUUUUGUGCAGAUGUAACCAUGGUUAUACCGGAAAUGGCGUAUAUUGUUAUGGUGAGUAGUUCGUUGGCAUGUUGACAUAUCCUGUGUUCUUAAAUAAGUUCAUUUAUUUUUUAUCAGUGAAAAUGAAGCAAUCUGAUUGGCUGUGGAGCCUUUCAGAGCGGGCCGGUUUUUUGCAUCCGGCCCGCUUUGAAACGCAACUGCCCGCUGUGAAAUGCAACUGCCCGCUCUGGUUUUCGCGCCCAAAACCGAGGAGUGAAACAAUUUUUAAAAGAAAAAAUAUGCCAAAAACGUUUAAAAAACAUAGCCUAACGAUAGUCAGAAUACGAAAAUGAAUUGCAUGAGGCCCUAAAGACCUCAUACUGAGCACGAUGUUCACCAGAAUUCGGACAAUAUUUUGAUAGAAAUGCGACUGAAAGUCGGAAAGUUAUUUGACAUGUAUAAAACUUACGUCGAGAAAACUAUAUAUUUUUUAGAUGCUCAUAUAUUCGGCCUCUUAAAAACGAAAAAAUUACAGCUUAAACAGAUAUUGUAAAAUAAAUGUUUUCCCAUUUAAAAGAAGGUUUAACUGCAGCAGUGAAAACAAGUCACGAAUAUAUUCUCUACCCAUUUGUGUCAUGCAUUAUUCACUGAUAUAAAUAUUGUAAACAAAGUAAAAGUUUGUUUUUAAAAACACUUUUUUCAAGCAUAUUAUCGUGAAACGACAGGAAAAAAUACAAAAAUAUAAAAAUAACAUACCCUUUUCACUGUCCUUUUAGUAGAAAAUCAAAACAGAUUCAUUUUUAUAUGUUUUUGAUCGGAUCUGAACAUGAACCUGUCGAGUGUCGUUGUCAGGAGCAACUGAUUUUGUCAGAGCCAAAGCCAAAACGUCAGGCAUAAAACUUUUUAUUCCAAAGCUUCUCUGCUACCGUAUUCAUGAAAAAAGCAUGUCCAUUUUUACUGAAACUAUACGUCUUUUUGUGUGUUUCUUGCCAGUUUUCUCGAGUUUUCGUAUUAGUGUUUUAUAUCUUUCAACUUUUCAAUUUUUGUCAGCCUCGCUUUGAAAAUACACAACUGCACUGAUCUCAAAUUAGUUCAUUAGUUCGCAAGCAAGACCUCGGGCACAGUUUUUCUCAUCCGGACCUCGCAGCCGGUAAAUAACAUAUAUUUAUAGAUUCGUUAUAGCCGCCCCCUGCAUUCUUAGAAAUGUGGAAAAUACACAGAUUGUCUAACAUUUGGAAGAAAUGUACAUGUAACUUGCUAGAAAUAAAAAAAUUCGCACCACAGGUAGGGCAACAACGAAACAGUUGGAAAUUAGUCACAAAAAUGGCGUGAACACAUAAUAUUGUUAUGGCAAGUAUAGUAAAUGAAGCUGUGGAUAUUUUGGCAAUUUACGCAAUUUACCUGAACAAUGCCUGUUCGAAAUAAAUAUUUUUGCUGUAUACACGACUUUUUUACCCUAAGGAUAGUUAUAAGCGUUUCUAAUUGAAAUAAAAAAGUGAGUUAAACGCUAAACCAUCGCUAAAUCGUCAUUAUUGGCAUAACAAAGGUGAUGACGUCAUUUGAUACUAAUUUUAUAUUCUUAGACUGUUCCUUUAUAGAAGUUGCACAUUUUUUAUUUUCGACAAGUAACGGUUUGAUCUAAAUUAUGAUUUUUCCUAUUUUUAAACUGUUGGGAAAAAUUGUGACAAGACCUGCCAUUCGCUUACUACUAUACUGAAAAAGUCAUUCGUGAAUGUUUUUAUCCUUAGACAUCAAUGAAUGUUCCUUGUCGAUUCACAAUUGUCAUUCCAACACUUCUUGCACCAACAUUGGUGGAUCAUUUUUCUGCACGUGUGAGAGUGGAUAUACUGGAAAUGGAACUUUUUGCCAAGGUAAAUAGUCAAUGGCCAUAUUGAACGUCAAUUCGACCGAAAUCAUUGAUUAGAAAAGAAACGUCGACUGAAUUCUAAAAUAAAGAAGUAAAAAUUGAUGCUGCGAAAGCAAUGAACGUUAACUAUGUUUGUAAAAAUCUAAUGGCAUUUAUCUGUUAUAAAUUUCUAGAACUAGAUGAAUGUUCUCUAUCCCUUGACGACUGCCACCCAAAUUCAAACUGCACCAAUAUUGAUGGAUCUUUUCUGUGUAUUUGUGAUGAAAAAUUUGCAGGAAACGAAACUCUUUGCCAAGGUAAACACAAAAGGUCAUCAUGGCACCUAAGCAAAACAAACUUUUAGUCGCGUUUCUCGAAAAUUGUAAUUUUGCAUGCAUUGCUAUUGAAAUUGUUAAAUGCAUUUUCAUAUUUCGUCAAACAAAUGUCUCAAAAUUCUGUUCUACAAAGACCUGUGAAAAUGUGCAAGAUCUAAAAUUCGGAAGACUUCAAUCCGAAUCCAUCCUGCCUGAUCCGAUCCGAGAAAAUGCUUUACAACUGAUUUGAUAUUUUGUUUUUCAAUUGAUCUUUUUAUUGCGUUUUUUUACGACGCAGCGCAGAAUCUCAUUCUGCAUGGAUAUAACAGCGCAGAAAAUGUCUGCGCAUGCGUCAACCUUACCUUGCCUUGUUAACGUGGUGCCAAAUGUUCUGAAGUUAGUCAAAAACGCAAGAUGGAAGCAAUAAGGAAGGACUUCGAUGUUUUGCCUGUUCUGUGAAAAUGCUUGCGAGCGAAACAAUGAAUACUAGAAAUAAUUACACUAAAUGUAAAUAUAUCGUCUUAUCAUGCAAGAAGAUAAACCAAUGGUAGCUGUGGACAAAUAUAUUGCAUAAUUUCUUAAUCAUUAAUCGGCGUCACUAAUAUUUUAUUAACACUAAUAUUUAAACAUGGACAUGUUUUUGCCGACUGGGAGUCAAUAUUUUUCCCGGGUAAAAGAACCUAGAUUUUUUUAUUUUACUCUAUUAUGGGACGGCCUCAAUAAAAUCGUUGAAAAUAGAAUUAAGUGCUGCAUGCGGUCCACUAUUUUUUUUUUCAUUUUCGUCGUAUGCUCAAAUAUUUAUUCUAAUUGUCAUAGAGAAAUCUAUAGCCGUCCGGUUACGAGGACCAUCAAGUUCCAAUGGUACUGGUCGUGCGGAGGUAUUCUACAAUGGAAGAUGGGGAACAAUCUGUCAUGAUUAUUGGGAUAUAAAUGAUGCCACCGUUGUAUGUCGUCAACUUGGUUAUCCAUAUACCAUUAGAGCUCUUCGAGGGAACCAAGUUCCUGAUGGCGCUGGACAGAUAUGGUUAGAUAACGUCAGAUGUACUGGAAAUGAGGAAAGUCUAAUUAAUUGUUCUCAUAAUGGAUGGGGAUAUCAUAAUUGUCGGCAUUAUCAGGACGCGGGAGUGGAAUGUUCUUCAGGU
Molecule: messenger RNA, 14212 nt
Organism: Paramuricea clavata
Lineage: Eukaryota; Metazoa; Cnidaria; Anthozoa; Malacalcyonacea; Plexauridae
Source: the annotation of a GenBank genome assembly